AUGCAGCUGGAGGAUUGGCUGGAUGACCUCUGUGUCCGAUUCAUCAUAAACCUGCCCCCGGAGGAGCUUGAGUCCGUGGAGCGCAUUUGCUUCCAAGUCGAGGAGGCGCAAUGGUUCUACGAAGACUUCAUUCGGCCCCUUGACCCUUCCCUGCCUUCUCUUUCUCUACGUGCCUUCAGUCUACGCAUCUUUCAACACUGUCCGCUUUUCUCGCAAUGGUCUGCCCAGCACCAUACUACCGCUUUCGCAGAGUUCCUGGCAUACAAAUCCCGCGUACCCGUCCGAGGGGCCAUUCUGCUGAAUGAGUCGAUGGAUGAGGUCGUCCUUGUGAAAGGCUGGAAAAAGAGCGCAAACUGGAGCUUCCCCCGUGGGAAAAUCAAUAAGGAUGAAAAUGAUCUUGAUUGUGCGGUGCGGGAAGUCUAUGAAGAGACUGGCUUCGACAUUCGCGAGGCUGGACUGGUCAAGGAUGAAAAAGACAUGAAAUAUAUCGAAGUUACAAUGAGAGAACAGCACAUGAGGCUAUAUGUGUUCCGAGGAGUACCCAGAGACGCUCAUUUUGAACCCAGGACACGGAAGGAGAUCAGCAAGAUCGAAUGGUACAAGUUGACAGAUUUGCCUACCUUGAAAAAGAACAAUCAUCGCCAGCAUGAAGGUAGCGGGACCGACCCUGCAUCACUCAACGCAAAUAAGUUUUAUAUGGUGGCACCUUUUUUGAAUCCACUCAAGAAAUGGAUAGCUCAGCAACGAAAGAAGGAAAACCGCUACAGUUCGCACCUUGCAGCACCCCCCAUGGUGCCCGAGGACGUGACUACUGAGGAUGAACAGAACGGCGUCGGGGCACGCGCUGAAGAACCCUUGCCACUGGCUGUCAGCGAUUUGCCCGAAGUUUCCGAUCCUCCUGCGGUCGACCCAAGUUCACAUCUCAAGGGGCUCCUUCAUAUUGGAGGCCAGGCUGCCCCGCCUCAGGCAGCGUUGCCACCAAGUCAUAUGCCGCAGGUUGACACUGAGAAGUCAAACGCUCUUCUGGCUCUGCUGCGAGGCGACUUGCAGGGCCAGCCCGCUGCCAUACCACGGACUCCGCUUGAACAGAUCUCCUUGCCGCCUGAGGUUCAACCGUCGCCGCAAAUCUCACAUGUCCGGCAGCCACAGAUUGAUCAAGCCCAGCCCCCACCUCCAUUCCAACCGCGACUCCAAGAUCAGGUGUUGCUCCCUGCACAGCCAUUUCAGCAGAGAUCAAAUGAUUCCAUCUUCGCCUCCAAUACGGCCGCUUAUCCCUCUGAUAACACCCCGCGGGCCACACCAUUUCAGAGAACCACCGAUCCGUUGUUUGGCCCUGGAGGAGCGAUACAGCACGAACAAGCAACCAUACCACCAGCCAGCGCGUUGCCUAAGCUGACCAAUCAUACCAAAGCGUUAUUGGACGUUUUCAAAGGAGCGACGAGCCCAAGUAUUCAGCCAUUAACCCAUUUUGAGACCCCAGCCCCGAAUGCUUUGAGUCGGGUUGAGACAUUGCGGCCACUUCAAGUGCAAAGACAGAACAUGCCACCCAACAACCCGCUCACAGCCGAUCAUGCUAUCCAAGGCAAUGGCAAAAGCCCGGCCCCUUGGACUUCGAACGCGUUGUUCCAACCAACCGCAAAUGCGGGAUUCGAAAGCCAGGUCUCUUCUAUGCUGCCUUCUGCACGACCUCGAAGUGCACAGCAAACAUCCCUUCUUCAGCUUUUCACUCAACCAUCCCCACCGAAGCCAACGGAGAGCUCAAUCGCUACUCGUCCACCACCAGUGGAGCUCGCAGCGACAGCGGCUACUACUUCGUCUCUGAGAUCGAAAGUGAACAAGGACGAUCUUCUCUCCUUGUUGGGAAAGAGUGGUCGAGAAUCGUCGCGAAACGCAGCCGAGACAAAGCGGCCAAAUCCAAGAGAGGGUGAAACGUCUGCUACUAUCAGUGGCCCGUUGAAUCAACCCGAAUUCGAAGUGAUCUCCCGGGCGACCAGGCAUGCGACAAACGAGAUGGGUCGAAGUCCACUUCCGGCCAACAGAACGCUGUACGAUCCCAAUCAACCAGCACCGGUCAAGAUUUUGACACGAUCAGAAGAAUCUCGCUCUCAGCCUCCGCGGUCUCCGAGAGGGGCCAAAUCAACCUCGAGGCGUGCGGCGAAGGAAAGAGCAAUGCCAAAGGAGCAAGCCAAACCGUUCCAACCUCAAAUUCUUCGUCGGCCGCAAACCGUUGAAGCAGCCAUGGCUGGUGGGCUCACCGCUACAAGCGAGGCUCCAAAUCAGCAGCCGAUUUCGACGGCAGCGGCUGCUUCGCCGCCUGCCGCUCCGGCAGGUUUUAGUGGAAAUUCGACGCCGGCCCAGAAGCCUUCCCAAACGGAGGCACAGAAACAAACAUUGCUUUCUCUCUUUGGUGGAGGACUGGACACUGCGGCUAGUACAACAACAUUGCCGCCCAAUUCGGGGAUAGUGUCGCCUUUGACGUCCAGUCAAAUCUUCAACGCCAGUGGCGAGAUGCCGCUAUCUGGGACUGAGCCUAUCUCUACUCGGACAUCCCGUGUGGGUAGCAUGGCAUCGAUCGUGAGUGGGCCAGGAACAGGGCGUGCGGCAGGCGAAAAGCGACAAACUGGAGCUGAGAAUAAGGCAUUCCUUUUGGGCUACUUGGGCAGAAUCGCAAGCCAGGAGCAAUGA
This is a messenger RNA of Fonsecaea multimorphosa CBS 102226, 2685 nucleotides long. RefSeq lists its product as uncharacterized. Lineage: Eukaryota; Fungi; Ascomycota; Eurotiomycetes; Chaetothyriales; Herpotrichiellaceae. The transcript has 2 exons. Gene Ontology annotation, cellular component: cytoplasm; P-body. The record is from RefSeq and is a predicted model, not a curated record. Gene Ontology annotation, molecular function: manganese ion binding; RNA binding; 5'-(N(7)-methylguanosine 5'-triphospho)-[mRNA] hydrolase activity. Gene Ontology annotation, biological process: deadenylation-dependent decapping of nuclear-transcribed mRNA; nuclear-transcribed mRNA catabolic process, nonsense-mediated decay. The coding region runs from base 1 to 2685 and encodes 894 amino acids.